This is a messenger RNA of Molossus molossus (Pallas's mastiff bat), 4904 nucleotides long. RefSeq names its product OPA1 mitochondrial dynamin like GTPase (gene OPA1). The record is from RefSeq and is a predicted model, not a curated record. Gene Ontology annotation, biological process: mitochondrial fusion. Bases 16 to 3063 code for a protein of 1015 amino acids. The transcript is spliced from 31 exons. Gene Ontology annotation, cellular component: microtubule; cytoplasm; mitochondrial membrane. Gene Ontology annotation, molecular function: GTPase activity; microtubule binding; GTP binding. NCBI's taxonomy places the organism in Eukaryota, Metazoa, Chordata, Mammalia, Chiroptera, Molossidae.
CUCCUCGCUGGAGGGAUGUGGCGUCUACCCCGGGCCGCCGUGGCCUGUGAGGUCUGCCAAUCCUUAGUGAAACAUAGCUCUGGAAUAAAAGGAAGACUACCACUACAAAAAGUGCAUCUGGUUUCACGAAGUAUUUACCAUUCACGUCAUCCUACCUUAAAGCUUCAAAGACCCCACUUCAGGACAUCAUUUCAGCAGUUUUCCUCUUUAACUAACCUUCCUUUACGUAAAUUGAAACUUUCUCCAGUUAAAUAUGGCUACCAGCCCCGCAGGAAUUUUUUGCCAGCGAGAUUAGCUGCAAGACUCUUAAAACUUCGAUAUCUCAUACUGGGAUCUGCUGUCGGGGGUGGCUAUACAGCCAAAAAGACUUUUGAUCAAUGGAAAGAUAUGAUACCAGACCUUAGUGACUAUAAAUGGAUUGUGCCUGACAUUGUUUGGGAGAUUGAUGAGUAUAUUGAUUUAGAGAAAAUUAAAAAAGCCCUUCCUAAUUCAGAGGACCUUGCAAAGUUGGCUCCUGACUUUGACAAGAUUGUUGAAAGCCUCAGCUUAUUGAAGGACUUUUUCACCACAGGUCACAAAUUGGUUAGUGAAGUCAUAGGAGCUUCUGACCUACUUCUCUUGUUAGGUUCAUCUGGAGAAACCACAUUUAGAGCUACAGAUCAUGGAUCUGAAAGUGACAAGCAUUAUAGAAAGGGUCUGCUUGGUGAGCUCAUUCUCUUACAACAGCAAAUUCAAGAACAUGAAGAAGAAGCACGCAGAGCUGCUGGCCAAUAUAGCACGAGCUAUGCCCAACAGAAGCGCAAGGUGUCAGACAAAGAGAAAAUUGACCAACUUCAAGAAGAACUUCUGCAUACUCAGUUAAAGUACCAGAGAAUCCUGGAACGCUUGGAAAAGGAGAACAAAGAAUUGAGAAAAUUAGUGUUGCAGAAAGAUGACAAAGGCAUCCAUCAUAGAAAGCUUAAGAAAUCUUUGAUUGACAUGUAUUCUGAAGUUCUUGAUGUUCUCUCUGAUUAUGAUGCCAGUUAUAAUACCCAAGAUCAUCUGCCAAGGGUUGUUGUAGUUGGAGAUCAGAGUGCUGGAAAAACUAGUGUGUUGGAAAUGAUUGCUCAAGCACGAAUAUUCCCACGAGGCUCUGGGGAGAUGAUGACGCGUUCUCCAGUGAAGGUGACUCUGAGUGAAGGUCCUCACCAUGUGGCCUUGUUUAAAGAUAGUUCUCGAGAGUUUGAUCUUACCAAAGAGGAAGAUCUUGCAGCAUUGAGACAUGAAAUAGAACUUCGAAUGAGGAAAAAUGUGAAAGAAGGCUGUACUGUUAGCCCUGAGACUAUAUCCUUAAAUGUAAAAGGCCCCGGACUACAGAGGAUGGUGCUUGUUGACUUACCGGGUGUAAUUAAUACUGUGACAGCAGGCAUGGCUCCUGACACGAAGGAAACUAUUUUCAGUAUGAGCAAAGCUUAUAUGCAGAAUCCUAAUGCCAUCAUCCUAUGUAUUCAAGAUGGAUCUGUGGAUGCUGAACGCAGCAUUGUCACAGACUUGGUCAGUCAAAUGGAUCCUCAUGGAAGAAGGACAAUAUUUGUUUUGACCAAAGUAGACCUGGCAGAGAAAAAUGUGGCUAGUCCAAGCAGGAUUCAGCAGAUAAUUGAAGGAAAACUCUUCCCAAUGAAAGCUCUAGGUUAUUUUGCUGUUGUAACAGGAAAAGGAAACAGCUCUGAAAGCAUAGAAGCAAUAAGAGAAUAUGAAGAAGAAUUUUUUCAGAAUUCAAAACUCCUAAAGGCAAGCAUGCUAAAGGCACACCAAGUGACUACAAGGAAUUUAAGCCUUGCCGUGUCAGAUUGCUUUUGGAAAAUGGUACGAGAGUCCGUUGAACAACAAGCUGAUAGUUUCAAAGCAACACGUUUUAACCUUGAAACGGAGUGGAAGAAUAACUAUCCUCGCCUGCGAGAACUUGACCGGAACGAACUAUUUGAAAAAGCUAAAAAUGAAAUCCUCGAUGAAGUUAUCAGUCUGAGCCAGGUUACACCAAAACAUUGGGAGGAAAUCCUUCAGCAAUCUUUGUGGGAAAGAGUGUCUACUCAUGUGAUUGAAAACAUCUAUCUUCCAGCUGCACAGACCAUGAAUUCAGGAACUUUUAAUACCACAGUGGAUAUCAAGCUUAAACAGUGGACUGAUAAACAGCUUCCUAAUAAAGCAGUAGAGGUUGCUUGGGAGACCCUACAAGAAGAAUUUUCCCGCUUCAUGACAGAACCAAAAGGAAAAGAGCAUGAUGACAUAUUUGAUAAACUUAAAGAGGCGGUUAAGGAAGAAAGUAUUAAACGCCACAAGUGGAAUGAUUUUGCAGAGGACAGUUUGAGGGUCAUUCAACACAAUGCUUUAGAAGACCGGUCCAUAUCUGAUAAACAGCAGUGGGAUGCAGCUAUCUAUUUCAUGGAAGAGGCUCUUCAGGCUCGUCUCAAGGACACUGAAACUGCAAUUGAAAACAUGGUGGGUCCAGAUUGGAAAAAGAGAUGGUUAUACUGGAAGAAUCGGACCCAAGAACAGUGUGUUCACAAUGAAACCAAGAAUGAAUUGGAGAAGAUGCUGAAAUGUAAUGAGGAGCACCCAGCUUAUCUCGCAAGUGAUGAGAUAACGACAGUCCGAAAGAACCUCGAGUCCCGAGGAGUAGAAGUAGAUCCGAGCUUGAUUAAGGACACCUGGCACCAAGUUUAUAGAAGACAUUUCUUAAAAACAGCCCUAAACCAUUGUAACCUUUGUCGAAGAGGCUUUUAUUACUACCAGAGGCAUUUUGUAGAUUCAGAGCUGGAGUGCAAUGAUGUUGUCCUGUUUUGGCGAAUACAGCGCAUGCUUGCAAUCACCGCGAAUACUUUACGGCAACAACUUACAAACACUGAAGUCAGGCGAUUAGAGAAAAAUGUUAAGGAAGUAUUGGAAGAUUUCGCUGAAGAUGGAGAGAAGAAGGUUAAAUUGCUUACUGGUAAACGAGUUCAACUAGCUGAAGACCUCAAGAAAGUUAGAGAAAUUCAAGAAAAACUUGAUGCUUUUAUUGAAGCUCUUCAUCAAGAAAAAUAAAUUGUAAUAAAAUACUACUCCUAAUAUCAUCACCCCUGCAUAUAUCGAAGAAAGAAAGCUCCAAAGUCCUUUGUCCUGCCUUUUUUCCUUCUUCUAUCCCACCUUUCUAAACAUAAAAUAAAGUCACAGGAUAAAAAUAAUGUAUGUGUGUUAGAGGCACUUUAACCACCAGCUGCCUUUGGACUAGAGCAGGACAAGUGGCGUUGACGUCCUGUUUCACUCUAUUGAAGUGACAGGUGGGAUAUGUAAGUGGUAUGACCAUUAGGGUCAGUCCUAAAGGUAAGAAGCUUGCUCUCCUGCUUGUCUCAUGCGCGGUGGCACCAGUUCAGCUCGUACAUUCGCUGAUGUCGCUCCAUGUCAGCUUCUUUUCCAGACAAAGAACGCUAGGUGUUGUGAAAUAAAACUUAGGGCAAUUUUCUAAAAGCUGUCACCUGUAUAUAAAAGGAUGGUAACCCGCUAAGUUGUCUGUAUCUAUAAGGUUCUGUAUCCAGAAACCAUGAUAAUUCAGUUCAUAUUCGUCACAUGAAGAAAACAAAUAAAAGAACCCCUCACCUGGGUGAUUGGGAUUACAGCAAUUCCACGUACAUUCUGUGAAAGAGAUUUCAACCCUCCAUUGACAGCUUACAGGGUUGCCUUAGAAGCUGAGUCAUUAGCAGCUUACCUAUUUGAUUCAGUUGAUGUUUUUGUACUCUUCGUAUCCAUUUGAAAUUCAUUCAUUUUGGAUGUUGUAUACUUAAGCUAGGCUUUCUACUAACAGUGGUUUUUUUUUACCUGUUGACAAAGCUAUUGGAUUGUGACAGGACAGGAAAGAUUAAGAAUAAUCAGUUGACUGAUUACAUUUAGACUGUUGUCAAACAUUUUAACUAGGCAUCAGGAAAAGGCUCUCUUUCAUGGGACUAUAUUUAAAUAGAAAUUAUUUCAACAACUAGAAUAAUAUUGAGCAUCCCCCUCUUACCGGAACAUUUAAAGAAAAAUUCAGAGUUUAAUUUAGCAAUUCAACUACAAUAAUACCCUCAGAAUUUUUAUGUUUUAUAUAAAUAUUUCUUAUUGGCUGAAGGACUUGAAAGCAAAGAAAUAUGCCAUUUUUUAAAAUUUAAAAUGUCUUUCUCAAUUAACUCUGCUCUCUACUGCCCUUUCAUUAAGCCUUUAUUAUUCUAAUAUAAAGGCCUAUUGUGUGACAGUUUUUAUUUUACAAUUUACUUAAUUUUACAAAUUUCUUGGAAUUAUGUUUUGGUAACAGUUUCCUUGCCACCCAGCAUUAUUUUUUUUUAAAGUUUAACAUCAAUACAUACUUCUUUGUGGUCUCUCUUGAGGUCUGGCCCUGCAUACGCAGGUGUGAAGGCUGUCACAACCUGCUUCAGCACCGUGAGCCCGGGGAGCGCUUGCUUGACACUGGGUGGUGAGCAGCCCCAGCUCUCGGCAGCCAGGCGCGGUGCACUGGUGCUUGGUAGACGAGUGGUCGAGAGCAUUUCCUGUCUGAGACUCAGGGGUAGUGGGCGAAAGGAAAGGGAGCUCCCCAGGGACAGGACCUCCCUGGUUACCUCCCUCCGACCAGUGCUGGCCAGUGGGUUAACCCCGCACUGAGGCAGACGUCAUGCAAUUAUUAAUUCUUUUGCAGUUGUUAAACACAACCACUUUACAAAUACAAAUCUAUUUCUGAAUCAAAAAGGAAAUAGAACUAUAUUUAUUUCUGUGAGCUCUAGAUGGGGGAAAUGCCCUCAAUUGCAUUUCCACUGAUUUUUCCCAAGCAAAAGGCUAAUAUUAUGUAAGGACUUUUAUCACAUCCCUUUGUAUAAAUUUAAGAAAGGACGCUGGCCGGUUUGGCUCAGCGGCUGGAGCAU